UGGACUUUUCAUUUUAUUGCUUGGUUGGCAUGAUAGUUCUUGUUGGGAAAAAUCCAUGUCCAGCCCAGUCCGAGCCUUAUAAAGUGUCUCUAGCUGGGUGAAGAACUGAUGUGUCUGAACUGAGCGAACCUGAGAGCUCUGUAAUCAUGAAGCUUAUUCUUGCUGUGCUGGUGUUGGUUCUGGUGGUCGAGACCCAGGCGCAAUGGUACAAAUACCCAGGACAAGCCAUUGGAGGUGCAAAGGACAUGUGGCGUGCUUACCAGGAUAUGAGGGAGGCCGACACGAUUGGCGCAGACAAGUAUUUCCAUGCACGCGGGAACUAUGAUGCUGCAAACAGGGGCCCUGGAGGAAGAUGGGCAGCCGAAGUAAUCAGUGAUGCAAGAGAGGCUCUGCAGGCACUCACUCGCCACGGUAAUUCAGAUGCUGAAGCUGACCAUGAAGCCAAUCGCUGGGGACGUAGCGGCGGUGACCCCAACCGCUACAGACCGGAAAGCCUUGAAGAAAAGUACUGAAAUGAAGAUCAUCAGUGCAAUAGAAAAUCGCUGAAAUCAUCUUUGCUCUAAAACUUCUUGAUUCAAUUUUACAUAAAACCAUUUCACUCUUUUUUACAUCUCGACACUAUCCUUAAUUAGUCUACAUCUACAUUUAUGACAUCAAAAAUGCAGUCUUGAAGUUUUAGCAUAAUUUAGUUCAUGUAACAUCCUCUAGUGUCUGAAUAAAGCAAGCAAAUUCA
Messenger RNA from Cyprinus carpio (common carp), 733 nucleotides. RefSeq names its product serum amyloid A-5 protein. NCBI's taxonomy places the organism in Eukaryota, Metazoa, Chordata, Actinopteri, Cypriniformes, Cyprinidae. The record is from RefSeq and is a predicted model, not a curated record. Gene Ontology annotation, cellular component: extracellular region.